GAGGAGGUGGAGCUCGUCCCUCCGUGAUAAGCUGCAGCUGCGCUCGGCGGCCAACCUGUAGGAGCCCCGACCCCGUCGCGCUGGCCAUGUGGCUGCGGUUCGCCCCGCUGCGCCUGCCGCUCCGGCGGCGCCUCCAAACGGCCGCCGUCCUCCAGUGGGUCUUCUCCUUCCUGGCGCUGGCCCAGUGCUGCCUGGGGCUUUACCUAGUGCUGCUGCUCGGGGACGGCUGGCUGCUGGCGCUCGGCUACGCGGCCUGGCUCUACCUGGACUGGGAGACGCCGUCUCGCGGGGGGCGCCGCUCCGCCUGGGUCCGCGGCUGGGCCGUCUGGCGAUACUUCCGGGACUAUUUCCCCAUCACGCUGGUGAAGACGGCAAAGCUGGACCCCUCCCACAAUUAUCUCUUCGGCUUCCACCCCCACGGGAUCCGGGUGGCCGGCGCCUUUGGGAACUUCUGCACUGAAGCCACGGGGUUCUCCCAACUCUUCCCGGGGCUCACCCCCCACCUCUUGAUGCUGCCCUUCUGGUUCAAGGUCCCCUUCUUCCGUGACUACAUCAUGAGCGGGGGACUGGUCUCUUCAGAAAAGGCCAGCGUUUCCUACCUCCUUGGUCAUGAAGGGGGCGGGCAGGUGGCUGUCAUCGCCGUGGGGGGCCCACCUGAGUCGCUGGACGCUCGCCCGGGGGCUCUGACCCUUCAGCUACGCAGCCGCAAAGGCUUCAUCAAGAUGGCCCUACGACACGGAGCAGCGUUGGUGCCAGUCUUCUCCUUCGGGGAGAACGAGCUCUUCAAUCAAGUGUCCAACCCGCGAGGCUCCGUCAUCCGCAGGCUGCAGGAAGGGCUGCAGAAGGCCAUGGGGCUGGCCCUGCCCCUCUUCCACGCUCGGGGCGUUUUCCAAUACAGCUUUGGCCUGCUGCCCUUCCGGAGACCCAUCUACACAAUCGUCAGAGCUCCGAUUAUGGUGCCCAAGACGCCCCACCCGUCCGGAGAAGCCAUUGAUGAGCUGCACGAGACGUACCUGGAGAAGCUGACUCAGCUCUUUGAGGAGCACAAGGCCAAGUACGGGCUGCCCCAAGACAAGCACCUGACGAUCACCUAGCCGGCCACACAGGGCCGGCCUGGGACACGGAGGGCCAACACGUGGGCAAAAGGACUGCGUGGCUGCAGGAGGAGCUGGCUUUCACCAAAGAUGCUCUGGAGGUGUUGGGUUAAAGCUUCCCUCGUUGCCAGGCAGCAUCAGGGUGGUGCCCGAGGACGGCUGGGAGCGGAGCUCUUAACCCUACAGAAUUGGCAUCGAAGGGCGCUGAUGCCAAAGCACAGAUGGCAGGCACAAGGCCCGCCUUAAAACCAGCUUUGUUCUCAGGACUACUGUGGGAGGAGGGUAAACUCCUGGGCUGCUGCUGCACAAACGGUCCUGUGUGCCAUCUACUCGACGAUGGCACUUCUUUUGGAAGAAAUAAAGUGGAGCACUCAA
Molecule: messenger RNA, 1469 nt
Organism: Crotalus tigris (Tiger rattlesnake)
Lineage: Eukaryota; Metazoa; Chordata; Lepidosauria; Squamata; Viperidae
Product: 2-acylglycerol O-acyltransferase 2-B-like
Exons: 6
Coding region: 87-1094 (335 amino acids)
Biological process (GO): triglyceride biosynthetic process
Cellular component (GO): endoplasmic reticulum membrane
Molecular function (GO): diacylglycerol O-acyltransferase activity
Source: RefSeq, a predicted model, not a curated record